Molecule: messenger RNA, 2987 nt
Organism: Eublepharis macularius
Lineage: Eukaryota; Metazoa; Chordata; Lepidosauria; Squamata; Eublepharidae
Gene: CTNNA2
Product: catenin alpha 2
Exons: 21
Coding region: 74-2971 (965 amino acids)
Biological process (GO): cell-cell adhesion; cell migration
Cellular component (GO): actin cytoskeleton; catenin complex; adherens junction
Molecular function (GO): cadherin binding; beta-catenin binding; actin filament binding
Source: RefSeq, a predicted model, not a curated record
UCCUUCUGUCGAGCCGGGAAGGAGGAGGCGAGGGCGGCUCUCCGACCCACCCGCCGAGCCGAGCCGAGGGAGCAUGACGUCUGCAACUUCACCGAUCAUUUUAAAAUGGGACCCCAAAAGUUUGGAAAUCAGGACUCUUACUGUGGAGAGGCUAUUGGAGCCACUAGUUACACAGGUGACGACCCUGGUCAAUACGAGUAAUAAAGGGCCGUCUGGUAAAAAGAAAGGGCGAUCUAAGAAGGCUCAUGUGCUAGCUGCGUCGGUGGAACAAGCGACUCAGAACUUCUUGGAAAAAGGAGAACAGAUUGCAAAAGAGAGCCAAGAUCUCAAAGAUGAACUGGUAGCUGCUGUGGAGGAUGUGCGUAAGCAAGGUGAAACGAUGAGAAUUGCUUCGUCAGAGUUUGCCGAUGAUCCGUGUUCCUCCGUCAAGCGAGGCACCAUGGUACGAGCAGCCCGCGCUCUGCUUUCAGCUGUCACUCGUUUGCUCAUCCUGGCUGACAUGGCGGAUGUCAUGAGACUUUUGUCGCACCUGAAAAUUGUAGAAGAAGCACUAGAAGCUGUGAAGAAUGCCACAAAUGAGCAAGAUCUUGCAAAUCGAUUCAAGGAAUUUGGAAAAGAGAUGGUGAAACUGAACUAUGUUGCUGCAAGAAGGCAACAGGAACUGAAAGAUCCCCACUGUAGAGAUGAAAUGGCUGCUGCACGUGGUGCCCUGAAGAAGAACGCCACCAUGCUGUACACGGCCUCUCAAGCUUUCCUCCGCCACCCUGACGUGGCAGCAACCAGAGCCAACAGGGAUUAUGUUUUCAAGCAAGUUCAGGAAGCGAUCGCGGGCAUCUCCAAUGCUGCCCAAGCCACCUCACCCACUGAUGAAAAUAAGGGGCACACUGGCAUUGGGGAGCUUGCUGCAGCACUGAAUGAAUUCGAUAACAAGAUCAUUUUAGACCCCAUGACGUUCAGCGAAGCCCGAUUCCGACCAUCUCUUGAAGAGAGGUUGGAGAGUAUUAUCAGCGGGGCAGCACUCAUGGCAGACUCCUCCUGCACCAGAGACGACCGGCGCGAGAGAAUCGUGGCGGAGUGCAAUGCGGUCCGGCAGGCCCUUCAGGAUCUGCUGAGUGAAUACAUGAACAAUUGCAGGAUGGGAAGGUGGCAAUCGGAGGCAUGCCUCACUGGAAGGAAGGAGAAAGGAGACCCGCUGAACAUCGCAAUUGACAAGAUGACCAAGAAAACGAGAGAUCUACGAAGACAGCUCCGAAAAGCAGUGAUGGAUCACAUAUCAGAUUCCUUCCUCGAGACCAACGUUCCAUUACUGGUUCUCAUCGAAGCAGCCAAGAGUGGUAAUGAGAAAGAAGUGAAGGAAUACGCACAAGUAUUCCGUGAGCACGCCAACAAGUUAGUGGAGGUUGCCAAUUUGGCAUGCUCAAUUUCCAAUAACGAAGAAGGAGUCAAGUUAGUCCGUAUGGCAGCAACCCAGAUUGACAGUCUGUGCCCACAGGUAAUCAACGCGGCACUCACGUUGGCUGCCAGGCCCCAGAGCAAAGUGGCUCAAGACAACAUGGACGUCUUCAAAGACCAGUGGGAGAAGCAAGUCCGGGUGCUCACGGAGGCGGUUGAUGACAUCACUUCCGUCGAUGACUUCCUCUCUGUCUCAGAAAACCAUAUUCUGGAAGAUGUCAAUAAAUGUGUGAUUGCGCUGCAAGAGGGAGACGUUGACACGCUGGACAGGACCGCCGGCGCAAUUCGGGGACGAGCAGCCAGAGUCAUCCAUAUCAUUAAUGCCGAGAUGGAAAACUAUGAAGCUGGGGUUUACACAGAGAAGGUGCUGGAAGCAACAAAGUUGCUGUCUGAAACAGUGAUGCCACGUUUUGCCGAACAAGUUGAAGUUGCCAUUGAAGCAUUGAGUGCGAACAUCCCUCAGCCAUUUGAAGAGAAUGAGUUCAUAGAUGCCUCCCGCUUGGUUUAUGAUGGAGUUCGUGACAUCAGGAAAGCUGUUCUGAUGAUAAGGACUCCUGAGGAGCUUGAAGAUGAUUCUGACUUUGAACAAGAAGAUUAUGAUGUUCGCAGCCGAACGAGUGUUCAGACUGAAGAUGAUCAGCUUAUUGCGGGACAGAGCGCAAGGGCAAUCAUGGCUCAGCUUCCCCAGGAGGAAAAGGCUAAAAUUGCAGAACAAGUAGAGAUCUUCCACCAAGAGAAGAGCAAACUGGAUGCCGAAGUGGCCAAGUGGGACGAUAGCGGAAAUGACAUCAUAGUGCUGGCCAAGCAAAUGUGCAUGAUAAUGAUGGAGAUGACAGACUUCACGAGGGGUAAGGGACCAUUGAAGAAUACGUCUGAUGUUAUUAAUGCUGCCAAAAAGAUUGCGGAAGCUGGCUCGAGAAUGGACAAAUUGGCUCGUGCGGUGGCUGAUCAGUGUCCCGAUUCAGCCUGUAAGCAAGAUCUGUUAGCGUACCUCCAGCGUAUUGCUCUUUACUGCCACCAGCUUAAUAUCUGUAGCAAGGUGAAGGCCGAAGUCCAGAACUUGGGAGGAGAACUUAUCGUAUCUGGGACUGGAGUUCAGAGCACUUUCACUACCUUUUAUGAGGUAGAGUGUGAUGUCAUAGAUGGGGGCAGGGCUAGUCAACUUUCUACCCACCUACCUACCUGUGCUGAGGGAGCUACGCUUACAAACGGAGGCGGUGACUCUUCCAUGCUGGACAGUGCCACAUCUCUCAUCCAAGCAGCUAAAAACCUGAUGAACGCUGUGGUCCUUACUGUAAAAGCUUCAUACGUGGCUUCGACCAAAUACCAAAAGGUCUAUGGCACAGCGGCAGUCAACUCACCAGUUGUGUCUUGGAAGAUGAAGGCACCUGAAAAGAAACCCCUAGUCAAGAGAGAAAAGCCGGAGGAAUACCAGACAAGAGUGAGAAGAGGUUCUCAGAAGAAACACAUUUCUCCCGUACAGGCUCUAAGUGAAUUUAAAGCGAUGGAUUCCUUCUAAUUCACUAGGCUUUGCC